Molecule: messenger RNA, 2156 nt
Organism: Penaeus monodon (black tiger shrimp)
Lineage: Eukaryota; Metazoa; Arthropoda; Malacostraca; Decapoda; Penaeidae
Product: NKAP family protein CG6066-like
Biological process (GO): regulation of gene expression
Cellular component (GO): nucleus
Molecular function (GO): chromatin binding
Source: RefSeq, a predicted model, not a curated record
UAAGAAAUAUAUCCGUAGUGUGUAAGUGUGUUAGUGUUGUUAUGUGUUUACUCUGCUCGUCCGAACGCUAGUGAUUAUUUUUUUUUUUCGAAUUUUCCCUGUUUUUGGCGAGUUUACGUAUGUGCCGGUAUAAUGGGUAGAUACAGUAGCAGCGAAGAUGAAAACUCGAGCCCAGACAGGCGAGAGAGGAGCAGUCACAAAUCUGACAAGAAGAGAAGAGGUUCACAUCAAGGACGAUACAGGAGCAGAUCGCGCUCACGCACAAGAAAUCACCGGUCAAGGUCACAGGAUAAGCACUCUAAGCCCAAAGCCUAUGCAAGAAAGAGUCGGUCCAGGUCACGUGAUCGAUGGCAGAAAUCAAAGUCAAGGUCACCCACUAAAAAUGAAACGUCUAAAGCUUAUUACAAGAAUUUCAGGUCAGGAUCACGGGACAAGAAUCAGAGGUCAAGAUCGAGAGACAGGAAACAGAGAUCAAGGUCGCGUGACAGGGGCCGUAGGUCUAGCUCAAGAGAUCGAGGAAGAAAAUCCAAGUCAAGAGACAGGGAUAUAAGGUCAAGGGAGAUGGAUAGAAGUAAGAAAAUGGAACAAAGAUUAAGAAGAAUCGCAGAAAAAAGGGCCAAAAUGUCUGAGACUAAACAGAGAAUUAGAGACAUUUAUAACAGAAAGGAAAGUUCAGCCGACAGAGAACUUAGGGACAGAGAAAGGGCAAGGACACCAGAAAAACAUCAAUCAAAGUCCAGUCAAAAUCACUCAGAUGAGAGACAGAGGUCAAGAUCACAUGAAAGGGAGAUACCUCGAAAAAAACAGCCAUCUCCUCUAGAUUCACGGAGGAAUCGAGACAACUCCCCACCAACACCUGAUGGAAGAUGGGGUCAUAACAAAUUCUUUGAACAACAGAGAGCUCUUGAUGCACCAUUCCAGAGGGAUAGAGAGAGGGGUGGAGGCAGUUCCAGAGAUAUGAGUGGCAUGAGGGAUAGUAGCAGAAAUGGAGGAUACAGAGAUAGAGGUGGUGGAGGAUUUAGCCGUCAUAAUGGGUUAGGCGACCAGACUGAUGACUAUUUUGGACGUCGUAGAGUAGAAAGAGAGCAGAUAUCAAUAGAAGGUAUUUCUGAAGUUUGGGCAGCAUCUCCAGUUAACCCUCCAGAUGAUUCAGAUGAACUGAACACGCUGCCAAAAAGAAGGUCUCCUCCAGUUCCUCUUCCAGUUCUGACUCGGAAUCAGAUUCUGAGUUGACAUGGAUUGAGAAAAAGACUUUGUCCAAGAAGGACUAUGGCAAGGCACUCUUACCAGGUGAAGGUGCAGCUAUGGCAGCAUAUGUGGCAGAAGGCAAGCGUAUACCCCGUCGUGGUGAAAUUGGCUUGACCUCAGAUGAGAUAAAGGAGUUUGAGGAAGUGGGCUAUGUCAUGAGUGGAAGCAGGCACCGUCGCAUGGAGGCUGUGCGUCUGCGAAAGGAAAACCAGAUCUACUCAGCAGAUGAGAAGCGAGCCCUAGCCAUGUUCAGCAAGGAGGAGCGUCAGAAGAGGGAGAACAAGAUUCUGACCCAGUUCAGAGACAUAGUACACAACAGGCUCAAUAAGAAGUAAAAGCCUCUUUACCCGGGGCAUUAUUUUCAGCUUGUGUUGGAAUGGAGAGAGAAGGACUGCUGAGCUGUUCUCAUUUUUUCUGUACAAUGCUAUUAGGAAUUUUUAUAGAGAAGAAGAGAUUAAGGAUUAUUUUUUUGUAUAAAACUUGGGAUUUAAGAGUUUGGCCUUUCUUAAUGCUUAGAAUUUACUAUAAAUUUAUAAUGAAUUAGAUUGAACAUUUCAUAAAUGACUACCACUUUCAUUUUACUUUCUGAAAAUCUGGUUAUAUUCUGUAUAGUAUAAACAGUAAAGCAAGUUAAUGAGAAAGGUUCACUUUGAUGUAUAUAUAUUUAGGUUAUAAAGAAUUCAUUGUACGUAGGAUUUGAUAUUGGCCUGCUGAUUAUAUUUUGAAUGAAAACUUGUAUGCAUUCUCAUUUAACAAGUAUCAUUUUUAUUUAUUAAUUUCCAUACUCAUGUUCUAGAGACUGUCAUUUGUUGAUAAAUCUUAUAGAUGUCUCUUUCUUUUUUAAAUAUUCUUUUAUAAGAAAAUAAAGAAUGCUGAGACACCUGAUUUCAGCAAAAUGAAUCAUUUAU